Molecule: messenger RNA, 4556 nt
Organism: Schistosoma haematobium
Lineage: Eukaryota; Metazoa; Platyhelminthes; Trematoda; Strigeidida; Schistosomatidae
Exons: 5
Coding region: 3816-4217 (133 amino acids)
Source: RefSeq, a predicted model, not a curated record
GUGAAUUUAUAGCCUAGGAUUGGGACGGUUAUUUAUUUUUACGCCUCAACAGACUGCAUCAGUGUGGGGAUACCUAAAAAUCACUCAGUCCAAUGACAUAAUAAAUUCACAGAAAUUGAAACACGAAAUGUUCACCGCAUAGCAGACGCUCAAGGACGUCGAAACAAAACGGCGGGCGGUUCUGGGUAGACCUUGAGUUUUAUUGUACUGUUCACGUAAAUGUCGUGUAGACAUGCAAGUUUUCCUCAAGAAUGUUCACCUGAUGCACACUUCGCUGUUUUUCAUUGGAGUCCAUGAUCAGAAGACAAAGUCAUUUUUUAUAAAUUUCACUCGGUAUAACGUCACAGUGGCAAAUUUCAACAUAAUUAGAAUAUACACCUAAAUUCUAACACUCUUGGCUAGAAUGAUUGCCGGUUGGCCAGCGAAUUUUUUAACGAUGGGUUUGUUCACUAGUCAGGUUUGCAAAUAAAUGUAGGUACGUUGGCUGUUUAGUCGGAAAUUACCUGCAGCAUUUAUUUUCAUCUUAAUUCAAGUUACUCAGUACAUCUUAGUGACAUCGUUUAUAGCUGUUACUCCAGUAGCAAUCUUGAUGGUCCUAUGUAAUUUGCAAGUUCCGGAAAUGUCCCAUUUACUUACUUUUAUAUCUCGAAAUUUGAUAAGAUGGUCAACUCGUCUUAUUUUCAAGCUAAAUUAUCAUUAACAUGUUUAAUGGUACAUUGUGUCUCUACAACAACAAAGUUGAUUUUUCUGAUCAGUUUAAAGCUGAUUAACGAAGGCCGUUUGUAGUGUUUUAAGUGAUUCGAUCUUAAUCUUAUUCGUGCAGUACAUAUCGUAAUUCAUUCACUUCAUUUCGUUUGUGAUCUUUAACUGUAGUAGACUUUUAUUGGUCUAGAUUUGACAGGGGUUAGUAUUAGGUGUUCUUUUUAUCCAGUAUACGAUCACUAAAAGCAAUGGAAUAUUUCAUUGCUGUCCAUUGUAAUUAAUUAGACUAAGUUAUCACCAAUGGCACGAUUGCCACUGUUUAUCAAGGUAUUUUGCCUCUGUAUACUGAUAUUUGUUUUUUAAGUAUUACAAAGCUUUCCGUUUAUUACAAUGAGUCAUUUACUGCAAAUGAGUCUGGUUCUAAUGGGACGUCAAAUUAAAUUUAUCCACUGAAAACAUAUUCGAUGGAAAAUUAUAGAAUUGAUUUGUUUAAGCUUUGUUUUACACUACACUUCAAGUUUAUUGCCGGCGAAACUCUAAUUUAGGGAUGAGCCAAUCAGAAGCGUUUGGGCAAUUUCAAUUACUUGCCAAUCAGAAGACAGUUAGCCAAUCAGCGCUAGUCGAUACGGCGAGACUCUAAUUUAUGGACGAACCCUGAACGAAUCUUAAAUGACCUUGAGAAUUAUUAGCCAAUCAGGAGACAGUUAGUAUAAAGUAAAAAUAUAUUAUAAGAAAGUAAUGAAUUACAGUGGAUAUUCUUCUUUUACAUGAUUUAAAAACUUGUUAAGGUUUGAUAAAGGUUCAGAGUUUCUGAAUUCAUAAUGCAUACGGUAUAGAAACUCGUCGAUAGGGUUAGGGUUGUAGCCUCUCAAUAAACACCUCUGCUCUAAAAUCCGCUAUAAACCGAUCGUAUGCUAGCAUCACGUGUUGAACUUGGCUCCGUGACCUUGAAACUGCUCAAAGGCUUCUUUUUGGCUCGUCCCUAAAUUGGAAUCUCGCCACCCUAACCCUAUGGACGGGUUUCUAUACCGUAUGCAUUAUGAAUUCAGAAACUCUGAACCUUUAUCAAACCUUAACAAGUUUUUAAAUCAUGUAAAAGAAGAAUAUCCACUGUAAUUCAUUACUCUCUUAUAAUAUAUAUUUUUUACUGUCUCCUGAUUGGCUAAUAAUUCUCAGGGUCAUUUAAGAUUCGUUCAAGGUUCGUCCCUAAAUUAGAGUCUCGCCAAAUCAGCAGAGGGGAAAUAGACUACUUACUUUUCAACAACUUAGCUAAAUAACCCUUGGAAAAUAAGGAAUAUAUGUUGGUUUUAAGUAAUGAAUCAUACGUCCCCUCUUAUUGCGUGUGGCAAAGCUAUCCAGUACAUCAUAAGCAACGUAAAGGAUAAACAAAGCCCAAGUGCACCGAUUCUUACACAUGUCACUCAACAUCUCCAAACAUUAUUCGUGAUCACCGCGCUAAUACCGACCGGCUUAACCACCCACCCAUACAGUCCACUGGAGGUGUCUAUAAACUCAUAGACCGAUGCCGCAUUUCGCUUUGACUCCUUGUGGUUUUCUCAAAAACUUACUCCUACACUAUUAUUAUUAUUAUUAUUACUAUUUGAACACAUAGAUAUUCGUACAAGCAGGCACCAAAUACAUAUGCGCCAAACAAAUCUCAUUUGAUAUGUGUGAGGACUGUGAUACUGCUCGGGUGCCCAAAACGAAGCAGGACUCACAUUUCUACACUAAGUCGUUUAUGAUUGUGUAACACAUCAACUAACUCGCCAUAUUUAUCUAUCAUCGUUCGUCUAACCUCGACGUUGCUUCUUUGAUGGUACCAACGUACGUGAUCACUGUCUCAAGUACAUGUGAUCAAGUUCUAGCAACCUACAAAUAUCCUCUGUAUAUAACUUUCAGGUUCUUAGGCGGAAUUAUAACCAGCUAUUACCGUGGAGAUGUACGUAACUUCAUUCUACAUGUUUGUCCGAGACCGUUAACAGCUUUGUGAAAAAUACCUGCUUUCACUUGAUGCUUGGGGAACUAGUGGUUGAAGCUUUCGACUUUCAUUUACUGAACCACUGGUUCGAAUUUCGCUCUAGCUACUUUGCUUUGGGCAACUGAGUAGAAUCAUUAGGUCUUACACUUGGAAGGUGGCUCACAUCCAGUCAGUCAGCUACAACGUAGCUGAGUGAAUUAAUAUGUUUUUAUUUAUUCAUUCCUCAUAAUUCUCACAUAUCAAGAUAUUUCAAUGUGAUAAAUAUGGAUGUUCUGACAAAUAAACACUUUGGUAAGUCACAAGUACAUUAUUAUGAACUAUGACCAUGAAUUUAAGUUGCCUUGUACUUUCAUUUAGCUGUUUUUAGGGCACUGAGGUUGUAAUCAUUAUAUCGCUAGUCCAUCAAUCACAACGUAGAACCUGGCACGAAUGUACAUCGGUACAAGUUUCCACAAUACAUUAGCACAGAUAGAUUAAAUUAUCAAACCGGAUUCCAUAGUAUUAACAGUGUCGGUAGUGAUUCAAAAUAUUGUGUCAAAAAAAAACGAUUCAAGAGAAUAUGAAUUAGUGAAAUAAAGGAACAAUUAAAGUUAUGUGGGAUUUAAGAGCUCAGAAUUUGGGGACGGUAAUGAAUGGAUAUCCGUGCCAUUACAAACGAUUUCGAACCAUAUCAUUCCAAGUCUAACGAUUGGUUGCAAUCACCAUAUCGAAUCCAACCAGUUAGUCUACAUCUAUUAUCAUGAAUAGGUCAAAUUGUCGAUGACCUCAUAGACUUACUCCAUGUCUUGGUUACAUUGCGAGUUCUAACCCUGGUUCACCUUGAUGUUUGAAUAUUCGAUAAAUACCAUUAUUUCCCAUAAAUAAAUGGUGCUAAAAUGCAAGUACAUAAGAUUUUACACUGCUUAUGAUUUAUACAAUUUUAUUUUCUUGGAUUACCAUUCACUUUAAAGUAAAGUCUGUUUCUUAUUUACUUAAGUUUAUGCUUUUCAAAUAACUCUCGAUCUUAUUGUCGAUCUCUUUGAACUCUUUUAUCUGCAGCUUAGAUUGUCAACAUGAACUUGAAAAUCUACGUUACAACCUAACAAAAGCGAAUAGUUUUAUAGCUGAAUUAGAAACAAAACUUAAUGAUUUACAAAUGAAAUAUGAUACUGACUGUUGUAAAUAUGAAGAGAAGAUACAAAUCUUAACAGAACGGCAUGAAAGAUUAAUCUCAAGUCAUCAACGAUUAAGUAAACUUAAUCACGAAUUAGAAGAGAGAUUAUUAGAUACUAUUGAGAAGUCCAGUACUGAAAUUCAUCAAUUAACUGAAGAAUUGGAAUCAACUAAAAACUCUUUAAGAACAGCACAACAGACAUUAAAUUCUAUCGUGGAGGAAAGGGAUCGUUGUAAAGAAGAUUGUAUUUCUGCUGUCAAAUUGCUUCAGGCAAAUCCAAAUCAAUUCAUAUCCGAAUUGCCACCAGUUGUAAGUAAAACUGUGACAUUUAUUAGUCGUGGUUAUGUGAUUGGAAAUGAUAAAUUAACGUAUGGUUUUCUAUAAUUUAACUAAUUAUUAAUCAAACGACAUUUCUCCGGGUCAACAAUGAAUUCCAAGUUUUUUCUAUGUCAAACAUGCACUUUUCAUAUUUUAUUUGUGUACGUUUAAGUGAACUAUUUUCGAAACCAGUCUCUGUUAAUUUUGAUGCUGAUAAGACAAUAUUAAAAAUAAAAGCUAUCUUCCAGAAACACCUUAUCGUUGAAUCUGUGGUAAAAUAUCUAUGUUAAACUUGAACGUUAAUGGUGUUGCAUCUUAUUAAUUCUCAUGGGGUUGUGGUGUGAUUGUAACCAUCAUUGAAACUUUCAAAUGAUUAUAGAACAACCAAACAGAAUAGAAUAACAG